UUCCGUCAGUCAGUACAAUUUCGGACGUUGGCGCGAUCGGUUCGGCUUCGAGUUGCUAACUUGCUUUGAAACAGUAGCUGUACAGUGUUUGUUGAGUGAACUGAAGACAAGAUGAGUUGUCCUAUCGGAAAUCAUAAUGGAGAUGCUCAAAGCGGUGAACGUUUGGGAGCGGAAGCUGGAAUGUUGUACGGGGAAUAUCUGAUGUUAGAUAAGGUCCUGAGCGCUCAAAGGAUGCUUUCCAGUGAAAGCAACAAGCCGGUUCACGAUGAGCAUCUUUUCAUCGUGACGCAUCAAGCAUAUGAACUAUGGUUCAAGCAAAUCAUUUUUGAACUGGACUCCAUUAGAAAAUUGUUUAGUACGGAGCACAUGGAGGAAUCACGCACGCUUGAAAUUUUGAAACGCCUCAACCGAAUUGUGAUGAUUUUGAAGCUUCUGGUCGAUCAGGUUCCCAUUCUGGAGACGAUGACUCCACUCGAUUUCAUGGACUUCCGUGACUUCCUCUCGCCAGCAUCUGGCUUCCAGAGUCUGCAGUUCCGACUGCUGGAGAACAAGCUGGGCGUGAAAACCGAACAUCGCGUCAAGUACAACCAAAAGUACUGGGAAGUUUUCGCCAGUGAUCCUCAGGCUGUCGAAAAACUAGCCGCCACCGAAAGUGAACCUUCUUUGGCAGAUAUGGUACAGAAAUGGUUGGAGCGAACGCCCGGUUUGGAAGUAGAUGGGUUCAACUUUUGGGGAAAGUUUCAGGAAAGCGUGGAAAAGCUGCUGUCUGAUCAAGAAGCUAGUGCCAAUGAGGAGGAACACGAGAACGUGAAGACAUACCGACUCAUGGACAUUGAGAAGCGUCGUGAGGUGUACAAAUCUAUCUUCGAUGCCAGUGUGCAUGACGCGCUGGUUGCACGUGGUGAUCGUAGGUUCACCCAUCGUGCCUUGCAAGGGGCGAUUAUGAUUACGUUCUAUCGUGAUGAGCCACGUUUCAGCCAGCCGCACCAGCUGUUGAUGCUACUGAUGGAUAUUGAUUCUCUAAUCACCAAGUGGAGAUACAACCACGUGAUUAUGGUACAGCGAAUGAUCGGCUCUCAACAGCUAGGAACGGGUGGCUCAUCCGGGUAUCAAUAUCUUCGCUCUACUUUAAGCGAUCGCUACAAAGUGUUUAUAGAUCUGUUUAACUUGUCGACGUUCUUAAUUCCACGUGGCUCCAUUCCCCCUCUCACGGACGAGAUGCAAAAAGCGUUGAAUCUUGCCUGGGGAUCGCCUGUUCACCGAGCCAAACAACUCAACGGAGCAUUCCAUUGAGUGCAUCAUUUUGAAAUCUGAUUAGUGAGGAGAGUGCAGCAGUCUACUUACGUUUUCGUUUGAAUUGAAAUAAAUUGAAAACACGAGAUUGAUUCCAACAUUUUACACCAAAUAAAA
Messenger RNA from Culex quinquefasciatus (southern house mosquito), 1410 nucleotides. RefSeq names its product tryptophan 2,3-dioxygenase (gene vermilion). Gene Ontology annotation, molecular function: heme binding; L-tryptophan 2,3-dioxygenase activity; metal ion binding. The transcript has 7 exons. The record is from RefSeq and is a predicted model, not a curated record. Lineage: Eukaryota; Metazoa; Arthropoda; Insecta; Diptera; Culicidae. Bases 112 to 1293 code for a protein of 393 amino acids.